UUUGCAAGUAGCACGCUUGCUUUUUUUUUGUAGAGGAGACACGUGUUGUGGGGUGUUUUUGCAGUUUUUCCGUGCAAAAUAAACAAUUAAAAACAACAAAUAAUCAAAAAUGGGACGACCAGGUUUUUCACCAGGAAAUAGGGGAGGCGGAGAUAGGGGUGGUUUUGGAGGUGGUCGUGGUAGAGGACGUGGAGGCGGCGAUCGUGGAGGAGGCUUUGGAGGUGGUAGAGGCCGUGGAGGCUUUGGAGAUAGAGGAGGGGGCCGUGGAGGUUUCGGAGACAGGGGAGGCAGAGGUCGCGGUGGUUUUGGCGGUAGAGGCGGUGGCCGUGGAGGUGGACGAGGAGGCGGUCGCGGAGGCGGAGCUGGCGGUUUCAAAGGCGGCAAAACCGUUGUAAUCGAACCUCAUCGUCAUGAAGGUGUUUUCAUCGCUAGAGGCAAAGAAGACGCGCUAGUUACCCUAAACUUUGUACCCGGCUCAGAAGUUUACGGUGAAAAACGUAUUUCGGUUGAAAACGAAGGCCAAAAAACUGAAUACAGAGUUUGGAAUCCUUUUAGAAGCAAAUUGGCAGCUGCAAUUUUGGGUGGAGUUGAUCACAUUUACAUGCCUCCUGGUAGUAAAGUUUUGUAUUUGGGUGCCGCUUCUGGUACUACAGUAUCACACGUGUCUGACAUAGUAGGUCCUGAAGGGUUGGUUUAUGCAGUAGAGUUUUCUCAUAGAUCGGGCAGAGACUUGAUAAAUGUUGCCAAAAAACGCACAAACAUCAUUCCCAUUAUUGAAGAUGCCAGACAUCCUCACAAAUAUAGAAUGCUUAUAGGAAUGGUUGAUACUGUUUUUGCUGAUGUUGCUCAACCUGACCAGGCCAGAAUAGUUGCAUUGAAUUCGCAAUAUUUCCUUAAAAAUGGGGGACAUUUUGUUAUUUCUAUUAAGGCUAGUUGUAUAGACUCGACGGCUCAACCUGAAGCCGUGUUUGCUUCUGAAGUUAAAAAGUUGCAAGCGGAUAAAUUGAAACCUCAAGAACAAAUUACGUUGGAACCGUAUGAGAGGGAUCAUGCUGUUGUUGUGGGUGUUUUUAGACCGGAACCUAAAAAUGCUUAGAAAUAGGUUUAAGAUUUUUUUAUAUCCAUUAUGGUGGUAUUAAGACAGAAUUAUAUAAAUUUAGUGUGUUUUAGUUUUUAUUGUUUUCCUCCUCUAGGUGGGAUAAUUGCAAUUACAAUACAAUUUUUUUUCAUAAACAUUUUAAUUUUUCUAUUGGCUAAUUUUACAAUAAAACGAUAUGUACUGUUGUUGGAAUCGAAACACUUUUUUUUUUUAAAUGUACAAGACAUCAAACUACAUCCUAAUAAUUUUAACUAUAUUGUUAUUAUUAAUAUGGAAGACUGACCAUGGCAUUUGCCAAAAAUUCUUAUGAAAAUUACCAUUGACAAAGAAAUUUUCUUUUCAAAUUGACAUUUUUUAAACAGGAUAUUUUCAUAAUUAAUUUUUGUUUCCUUAGCUAUUAUUAAUGAUUAUAUAAUUUUUCUUAUUUACAAUUUAUUGUUUUAAAGGCCAGUUUCUUUCUCGGCCUAAAUCAAAUUAUGAUAGCAACUCCUAUAUCCUAUGCACAAUCUGUAGUUCAAAGGUAAAGGUAAAUUUAUCACCUUUUCUUAUCAAAUAACACUGAAGGUGAUAAUUUUUACCUUUACCUUUGGAGAUUGCAUUGUGAAUAGAUAAUACAAAGCACCAAUAAUGGAGUUUUUAUGUGGAUAUUAGGAACCACAUUUUGAAAUAUUGAAAAGUGUGCAAAUAGAAUAUUGAAAAUUGUGCCUUUAUAAAUGUUAAAAUUGUAUCCCUUGACAGAGGAAAAUAUUUACACUGUUAAGCAGCAGCAAACACCUUGACACAUUUAUUGUAUUUGAUACUGAUAUUUGUUUCAGUCGUUUACAAAAAUAUUGUUUUACAAAAAAAAAACAUAUUGCUGAUUUACUCCAUAGUAUUGUACUGAACGUUUUUCACUUUCAAAUACCUAAACACCCCAUAACCUGUUACAGUAGCUAGGGCAGCUACUGCUAAAGUAGAACCAACAGCUAUUGGAGCUGUUUCACUCCU
Ceutorhynchus assimilis (cabbage seed weevil) is the source of this 2086-nucleotide messenger RNA. The record is from the annotation of a GenBank genome assembly. Lineage: Eukaryota; Metazoa; Arthropoda; Insecta; Coleoptera; Curculionidae.